Molecule: messenger RNA, 1010 nt
Organism: Monopterus albus (swamp eel)
Lineage: Eukaryota; Metazoa; Chordata; Actinopteri; Synbranchiformes; Synbranchidae
Product: lymphoid enhancer-binding factor 1-like
Exons: 5
Coding region: 138-413 (91 amino acids)
Biological process (GO): canonical Wnt signaling pathway; regulation of transcription by RNA polymerase II
Cellular component (GO): beta-catenin-TCF complex; chromatin
Molecular function (GO): DNA-binding transcription factor activity, RNA polymerase II-specific; RNA polymerase II cis-regulatory region sequence-specific DNA binding
Source: RefSeq, a predicted model, not a curated record
GUCAACCUCACCGCACGUCACUGCCUGGCUCCUCCUAUCCCUGCUGCUAAUCCACUGACCCCUAAGUCCAACAAGAGAAAGCGUGGGAACCGACAGGAGGAUGGUCGACCUUAUAUGAAGAAGCCGCCAACACUUUUAUGCUGUUCAGAAAAGAACAAGCUCUAAAUGUUGUGGCUGAGCUACACAACAAUAACAGUGCACAAGUGUAUGCUGUUCUGGGACAGAGGUGGAAGGCGCCGUCCAAAGAGGAACAGCCCAAGUAUGAUGAGGAAGCUGAGUUGGAGAAUGUGCUCCACGUACUGCACCACCCCAACUUGUCCUCCAGGGACAACUAUAACAAAAGCACAAAGAGAGUGAGGAGGAGGCCUCCCACCAAGCCUGAAGCUGCAUACAUGAGAGGGCCAGAAUAUUAGGAACCUCUGAAGGUAAUACAGCUCUUGGUUUCAUUCAUGUGUUGAGUCCUGACAGCUAGAUUUAAUAGGCAAAGAAAUAUAACAAAACAGAGAUCGGUCAGGGAGCGAGAUGAAACAAACUCAACAGCAACUAAAACAAAACCAGAAAACAAACCAAGAAAUCUUGCUGACACAAAAAAACUCCAAAGAACAGCCCAAGGGUAACCAAGGCAAAAACCAUACGGAAGACUGAUGCAAAAACUUACAAAGCAGACAGGGUGUGAUGCACAGAGAGAUGUGGCAAACGAGGCAUGGAGACCAGAUGAACCAGCAACCAGACUGAGGGAAGGGAGGAGGAUAUAUGGGCAGAAAACCAGGGGAUAAUGAGCAACAGGUUGAAACAAUGAAUAGUGAUUGUGAAUUGGGGUAAAGCUGGGGCAGGUGAGGUGACACAAGACAGGAAACUAACCAAAAUAAAAGCACCAAACAGGAAGCAAAACUGCAAACUAAAACAGUCUGUCAAACUGUACCUGCAGUUACACUGUUAUCCUUUGUUGGUCUGACAAUUUAAAGGUAAAAUAUGUUUGAGGGCAGGCCAUCACACAGCAAGUGUCUCAA